AGGUCAUGAGUGGGCAGGGGAGCUCGGUAGCGGGGAGUUGGGCUCGGACUACAACUCUCACUUCACGGGUACACUGCUUCCGCGGAUGAGGAAGUAAGAGCCUGGAUCUCGAGCUCCCCAUUUCCGCAAUUCGGCAUUGAGACAUGGGUCUCACAGCAAUUGUAGUAGAUGUAGCACAAGCGUCCUCGUCCAGUGUUGCACUCAGCCAAGGCAGGGGUGCCACGCGGAGACUGCCAGGCGGAUUGGCGCUAGGCGAUGCAUUCAAAGGGCUUCGCAAGCGGGAAUAUGCACAAGGAUUGCAGUGUAGGGUUAGAAGGGAAGGUGGUUGCGCAAGCGAGGCGAGAGUAUGGAAAGUUAGGUGCAGCUCAGACAGUGCUGGAAGCCUCGGAGGGGACUUGCCAGCUUCCCAGCCACAGCAGAGCGAGGUGAGUGGGAUUCGCGACCCGGCAGCUGCAUCUGCGGCAUCGUUUGCCCCUCUGCCGCAGCGAAUUGCGUUGUUCUACGACGCAUUCUGGCGCUUCCUCCGCCCGCACACCAUUCGUGGGACGUUUCUUGGGACGAGCGCGCUCGUUACGCGUGCAUUGCUGGAAAACCCCACGCUUAUCAACUGGGCGCUGCUACCGAAGGCGCUUCGUGGUCUGCUUGCGCUCUUGUGUGGGAAUGGCUUCAUUGUGGGUAUCAAUCAGAUAUUCGACUCAGGAAUUGAUAAGGUGAACAAACCAUUCUUGCCAAUUGCCGCGGGAGAUUUAUCUGUUCCUGCUGCGUGGGCGCUUGUCGGGGGCCUGGCUGCAUUAGGGGUUGGCCUUGUGGCUACCAAUUUCGGCCCUCUCAUCACAACAUUGUAUACAUUUGGCCUGUUCCUUGGGACUAUCUAUUCGGUGCCGCCGUUGCGGUUGAAACAAUAUCCCGUUCCUGCCUUUAUGAUCAUUGCCACAGUGCGCGGUUUCCUCCUCAACUUCGGAGUCUAUUAUGCAACACGAGCUGCGUUAGGGCUUUCAUAUGAAUGGAGCCCGUCCGUCAUGUUCAUAACCAUAUUUGUGACCUUGUUUGCUACGGUCAUCGCCAUCACGAAAGAUCUCCCCGACAUUGAAGGUGACAAGAAGUUCAACAUUUCGACAUUCGCUACCAACCUGGGAGUGCGGAAAAUAUCUUUCCUUGGUGCUGGUCUCCUCCUGGUAAAUUACAUCGGCGCCAUUGUAGCUGCCUUUUACUUGCCCCAAGCUUUCAAGACGAAGAUCAUGGUCACUGGUCAUGCUGUCUUAGGGCUGAGUCUCAUCUACCAGACCUGGUUGUUAGAUACCGCGAAAUACUCCAAAGAAGCCAUAUCCAACUUCUACAGAUUCAUUUGGAACCUGUUCUACUCUGAGUACGCUUUAUUCCCGUUUAUAUGAUGUACUCAGUUUACCUCUCCUUCCCUUCGUUUCCCUGUGUACACAAAAUUUUGUAUGAGAGAGCUGCACAUUGAACCUACCUUUGAUUUGUGCGUGAGUGCUGCUCUUGUUAAAGUGUUA
This is a messenger RNA of Physcomitrium patens, 1511 nucleotides long. RefSeq names its product putative homogentisate phytyltransferase 2, chloroplastic. Gene Ontology annotation, cellular component: membrane. The record is from RefSeq and is a predicted model, not a curated record. Lineage: Eukaryota; Viridiplantae; Streptophyta; Bryopsida; Funariales; Funariaceae. Gene Ontology annotation, molecular function: prenyltransferase activity.